AUGGACACCUUACUCACUGCUGAGAUCGUGGCCAACUCCCCGCAAUUCCGUCGCAAAUCAUCAAUCUUUGUUGAUGCAAUUCAUGAUUUACCGGAAAAGGCCGAUCUAGCGCCGGCUCAACUGUACAGUACCGAAUCGGGUCGGCUUUUUCAUUCUGGCCGCAUCGUGAUUAUCACUGUCGGCUUGCCUGCCAGAGGUAAAACACAUAUCUCUGUAGCGUUGGCACGAUACCUGCGUUGGCUUGGUGUUAAAACCAGAAUCUUCCAUCUGGGCGACUACCGUCGUGCCACAAUUCCAUUCGGGGAGGAUAUGCCAGAUGAUUAUUUCUAUGUCAACGCGACUGCCAAGUCCGUUCUUUUACGCCAAAAGAUUGUUAGAAAAUGUCGGGAAGACAUCUACCACUUUCUGAACCAUGAAAAUGGUCAAAUAGCGAUCUAUGAUGCUGUCAACCCGCUAGCAUCAGGACGGCGUUCUCUGGCCAAGGAGUUCGCAAAGCAUGAUAUCGAGACGCUAUUCAUUGAGUCUUGGUGUGAUGACGAACGCAUCAUUGAAGAGAAUGUUCGCAGAGUCAAGAUAUCGUCUCCUGAUUAUGUCUCAUGGAAGUCAGAAGACGCUGUGAAGCAUUACCUGAGCCGCAUUUCGUCUCGCAUCCCUCAAUUCCAGACCAUGGAGGAAAAGGACUUGAACUACAUCAAGAUGAUAAAUGCUGGCGAGAGACUGAUUGUCAACAACCGAAGCUUCGGUUACCUUUCCAACCGUAUAGUCUUUUAUCUUUUAAACCUCCAUAUCAAAUCGAGGCGUACCUACUUUGCUAGGGCUGGAGUCUCGCUGGAUGCAGAUUCAUACAAAGCCGAUGCUUCGCUGUCGGAGCAAGGCGAAGACUACGCUAAGAAAAUGACAGCACGUCUACUAGCUCACCGAGAAGAAGAGAAGCAAGCAAUGAUAGAGCGAGGUGAGACUGGCUAUGAGUCAAGGCCUCUGAAAGUUUGGACAUCUACACGGCGCAGGACAGUGGAAACCGCGAAAUAUCUCCAUGAAAACGGCUAUAAAAUCCGACAGAGAUCCCAGCUGAGCCAACUGCACCCUGGUGUUUGUGAAAAGAUGUCAGAGAAUCGCAUUCGAGCAGAGUUUGGGGACGAGGUUGCCAAGCACGAGCUUGAUCCCUACCAUCACCGUUAUCCCCGCGCCGAGUCAUACCAUGACUUGGCUGUUCGUCUUGAGCCAAUCAUUCUUGAGCUGGAAAGAGAACAAACCGACCUGCUUAUCAUUGCACACGAAAGUGUUCUGAGAGUAUUGUAUGGUUACCUCAUGGCCUGCAAUGCUGCGGAUAUUCCGUUCCUCGAAUUCCCUCGUGAUGAGAUUAUUGAGAUUGUCCCCGAAAGCUAUCAGAAUGAGGCACAGCGGAUCCACAUCCCGGAUCUUCCUGAGGAGAUCAUCCCAGCUUCUCCGGAGGAUUUGAAGAUCCCAGUGCCCCCAAGCGGAGUGGUAUCACCCAUGCAAGGGCUUGGUAGCCCAGAGGGUCAAACAACUCCACAGAGUGGUUAUCGAACACCAAGUGGAAUUCGAACACCGCGUGAGCCCGAAAGGAUCUCACAACAGCAUGUUGAAGAUGUGGUUUAG
Penicillium paradoxum is the source of this 1620-nucleotide messenger RNA. RefSeq names its product bifunctional fructose-2,6-bisphosphate 2-phosphatase/6-phosphofructo-2-kinase. The transcript is spliced from 11 exons. Gene Ontology annotation, biological process: fructose metabolic process; fructose 2,6-bisphosphate metabolic process. The record is from RefSeq and is a predicted model, not a curated record. Lineage: Eukaryota; Fungi; Ascomycota; Eurotiomycetes; Eurotiales; Aspergillaceae. Bases 1 to 1620 code for a protein of 539 amino acids. Gene Ontology annotation, cellular component: cytosol. Gene Ontology annotation, molecular function: ATP binding; 6-phosphofructo-2-kinase activity; fructose-2,6-bisphosphate 2-phosphatase activity.